Molecule: messenger RNA, 2630 nt
Organism: Rhopalosiphum padi (bird cherry-oat aphid)
Lineage: Eukaryota; Metazoa; Arthropoda; Insecta; Hemiptera; Aphididae
Product: cationic amino acid transporter 2-like
Exons: 12
Coding region: 452-2386 (644 amino acids)
Biological process (GO): amino acid transport; transmembrane transport
Cellular component (GO): plasma membrane
Molecular function (GO): amino acid transmembrane transporter activity
Source: RefSeq, a predicted model, not a curated record
GCUCAAUAUUGUUCGUAAACGGACGCACGCGCGGUCCUCCGGCGCAAUCGACGACGACGACGGCGGCGGCGGCGAUAAACGGUCAACGGGACGUUAUCAGAAAAGAAAACUCCUUAAAAGAACAGUGGUAGUAAAAUAAUAGUUGUAACAGUUCAUUUAUUUAUAUAUUAUUUAUAUGAGAUAUACAGGCUUGCGCGCCCAACAGUAAAAUAAUACAGUGAUUUCGGUUUUGAGUAAACGCGUAAUAUAAGAAAAUAAAAAUAAUAACAAUUUAAACCACGUGGUGUUCACGCCGGGCGAAUCGAAAUAACUGCAACGCCCUAUACGAUAAAACGCUGCAAGACCUUUGCGCCGGCCGGUCUCCCGACCUAGUCAAGAGUUCGUAUAUUAUUAUCGUAAAAACGGUAUUUGUCCGAUCGUGAUCUUCGCGCGCCGGAUCGACAGCGACAUCAUGAUCAAGUUGCGAGAAACUCUAUACCAGGUGUUGUCCAGGCGGAAAAAGGAGGAUGAAAUACUUGUCGACCAACCAAACAAGAAGAAAUUGGCCAGGGUCCUCAAUCUAAUGGACCUGACGGCACUUGGCGUUGGGUCUACGUUGGGCGUGGGUGUUUACGUGCUAGCCGGAAAUGUCGCCAGAAUAGAAGCCGGGCCAGCCGUUGUGCUGUCGUUCGUUUUGGCUGCCUUUGCAUCAGCUUUCGCAGGCCUGUGUUACGCCGAAUUCGCAGCGCGAGUGCCAAGAGCCGGGUCGGCCUACGUUUACAGUUACGUCGGAGUUGGCGAAUUCGUCGCGUUCGUGAUCGGGUGGAAUCUGAUACUCGAAUACGUCAUCGGUACUGCAAGCGUCGCCAAAGCUUUCAGCAAUUACAUCGAUGCGCUGCUGGACUAUCCCGUGAAAACCACGAUGACCUAUCUCUUCCCCAUGAACGUCAGCUUUUUGGCCGACUACCCAGACGUUUUGUCGUUCAGUCUCGUGAUACUAUUAUCGAUUAUACUGUCGUGGGGAGUCCGAGAAUCUACGAUGAUCAACAACGUGUUUACAGUCGUUAAUUUAUUGACUGUGGUCACGGUUGUCGCAACCGGAUUGUUUAAAGUUAAUUUGCACAAUUGGAGUAUACCGAAACAAGACAUCCCGAAGAGCGCGAAGGGCGGCGAAGGUGGUUUCAUGCCUUUCGGAUGGGCCGGAGUGACCGCGGGGGCGGCAAAAUGUUUUUACGGGUUCAUCGGUUUCGACAGUGUAGCUACUACAGGAGAAGAAGCAAAAAACCCAAAACGUGACAUCCCAUUGGCCAUCAUAUUGUCGUUGACCAUCAUAACUUUUGCAUAUUGCUGUAUCAGUUCAGUUUUAACUCUAAUGUGGCCGUAUUAUGAUCAGGACAUCGACGCGCCGUUCCCGUACGUCUACGAUCAUCUUGGUUGGACGACGUUGAAAUUGAUUGUUUCAUCCGGCGCUAUAUUUGCUAUGUUUGCCAGUCUCUUAGCAAGUAUGUUCUCGAUGCCGAGGAUUCUGAUGACCAUGGCAGAAGACGGUCUCAUGUUCAGCAUGUUCUCGAUCAUUCACCCGAAGUUUAAGACACCUCUGUUGGCCACUCUGUUGUCCGGUUUAUUCGCUGGUAUUGUGACGGCGCUCUUGAACCUCGAUCAGCUGAUGAACAUGAUGUCGAUCGGCACGUUAUUGGCGUACACGAUAGUGUGCAUCUGUGUGCUGGUGUUACGGUACAAAAACGAUUCGGACGUCGACGAGUCUGCGGACAAGCAGGGAAACGACGAACCGGAGUCCAGCGGAUUUGUAAACGCGGUUGGAAAGUACUUUAAUCUGUCCAACGUCAAAAACGCCAACAAAGACACUCAGUUCGUGGCCACGACCAUUAUCAUAUUGUACAUUUGCACGUCGGCGCUGUUUAGCUUCAUAACUGUACAACAACAGUGUGUCACGACCGUCCAUCAGUGGUGCAACGAAAGCGACGGCAACAGUACGACUUUUCAACCGGAUUGCGUAAAAAACACCAGCAACGACAAACCUUUUGAACAAGAGUGUGUUGAACACAGCAUCGCUAAGUACACUAGCAUCGCUUUAGCAAUCGGGUUGUUGAUUUUGUUGCUGUUACUGACUAGACAGCCCCAAUCGAAUAAAAAACUUUCUUUCAAGGUCCCGCUGGUUCCGCUCAUACCAUGCAUUAGCAUCUUGAUGAACGUUUAUUUGAUGAUGAAACUCGACGUGAUCACCUGGAUUCGUUUUAUUAUUUGGUUACUGAUCGGACUAUGCGUGUAUGGACUAUACGGCAUGAAAAACAGUGCUGAAGGCUUGAAACAGAGAGGGGAGACGAAAAAAAGUCAGUUGAGUUCUGCCGAGCCGGUACAUAAUCAGAAUUCUGCCAUGAAUUUAUAAACACGCGUUACGGCACACGCAUUGUGGUGAUAAGGUAUAUAGACUAAAAUCUAUUUUAAACCCAAAUUCAAACCAACCGUUAUGUGAAAAAAACGUAUCUUUUCUGACGCACUGCACAGGGUAAUAUUGUCGUUCAUAAAAUAUUUACUUAUACCUACCAGUAUUACGUUUUGUAACUACGUCUUACAAAUAAAUAUUUUAUAUAUACGUGUAUGUUGAACGGCUAUAUAAUAUUAUAAUCCGA